UCAGCUUCCUGAGUUGGAACCUGUCAUUUGAGGCUGACAGUCAUGAUGUCCGGCCAUUUGGGCAUAUUAAUUUUGGCCCUCAGUGUGGUCGCACAGGAUCUUCCCUCAGGCCCUCCUGGCUGCACAGAUGGAAGCUGUUACCCAGCAACAGGCAACCUCCUCGUUGGCCGAGCCGCCAACCUGACAGCCACCUCCACCUGUGGCUUGCAGCAUCCAGAGAACUACUGCAUUGUCAGUCACCUGAUGGAUGAGGACAAGUGUUUUACGUGUGACUCGCAAAGGCCCUAUCACCCCGCCUGGAACAAAAACAGUCAUCAAGUUGAAAACGUCAUAUACCUGAAGGAUGUCAGGGGGGAACUCACCUGGUGGCAGUCAGUAAAUGGAGAGGAGAGUGUCAGCAUCAGGCUGAAUCUGGAGGCCGAGUUCCACUUCACACAUCUCAUCAUGAAGUUUAAGACCUUCCGCCCCGCUGUCAUGAUCAUCGAGCGCUCCUCAAACUUUGGGCGCUCCUGGAAGACCUACCGCUACUUUGCCUACAACUGCACCAUAGUGUUUCCUAACAUUCCGUUCCAUGCCCCGCACCGUGUCAGCGAUGUCAUCUGCGAAGAGCGCUACUCUCAAAUCGAGCCAUCGUCGCUGGGAGAGGUGAUCUACAGAGUGCUGGAUCCUUCCAUCGAUGUAAAAGACCCUUACAGUCAGGAGAUUCAAGAUCUGCUCCGAAUCACCAAUCUACGGAUUAACUUCACCAAGUUGCACACCCUGGGGGACAACAUGCUGGACCGUGGACCAGACGUCCUGCAGAAGUACUACUAUGCCAUGUACGAGCUGGUGGUGCGCGGCAGUUGCUUCUGUUACGGUCACGCAUCUGAGUGUGUGCCCGUGCCCGGAGUUGCUCCCGGGGAGCCUGGCAUGAUCCAUGGGCGAUGUGUCUGCAAACACAACACAGAGGGCUUGAACUGUGAGCGCUGCAGGUACUUCCAUCAUGACCUGCCCUGGAGACCUGCUGAGUUAUACAAUCCCCACCGCUGCCGAGCGUGCAACUGCAACAGCCACUCCACCAAGUGCCACUUCGACAUGGCCGUGUACCUGGCCAGUGGGAAAGUGAGCGGCGGCGUGUGUGACAACUGUCUCCACAACACUAUGGGCCGAAACUGCGAGAUGUGCAAGCCGUUCUACUACCAGGACCCCGUCAGGGACAUCCGAGACCCGGCCGUGUGCGUCCCCUGUGGCUGUGACCCUGUGGGCUCCCUGGACGGCGGCGUGUGUGACAGCUACACCGACCCGGACGGGGGCAUGAUUGCGGGGCAGUGCCAGUGCAAGCAGAAUGUGAAGGGUGCCCGCUGUGACCGCUGCAAGGAGGGUUUCUUUGGACUGAGUCAGAAUGACCCCCAGGGCUGCCAGCCCUGCAACUGUGACCCUCGAGGCAUUGUCAUGUUGGGUUCCCCCUGUGACCAGAUCAGCGGGGACUGCUCCUGCAAGCGAUACGUCACGGGCCGCUACUGCAACCAGUGUGUGCCAGAGCACUGGGGGCUCGGUAACGACAUCUUCGGCUGCCGGCCGUGCCGCUGCGACUUCGGAGGAGCCUACGACAACAGGUGCAGCACGGAUGAUGGGCAAUGUCAGUGUCGUCCCCACCUGCUGGGACGCCAGUGUGCGGAUGUGGAGCCCGGCUACUUCUGCGCCCCGCUGGACUUUUACGUAUACGAGGCAGAGGACGCAGCGAGCCACUCGCCGGACAGCAUUGCGCUCCCCGGGCGCCCAAGACCAAAGGCUGAGAUUGACUGCGUUGAGCACUUCAACAACCAGCUUCGACGGCACCGCCGCCAUCGGCACGUCGCUGCAGCUCAGCAGCAGAGGGCAGCACUGAGGCGCAUCCGCCAGCUGCAGCAAACACCAGAUGUGAAGAUUGUCCACAGGGAGAGGAUUGCUGGCCGCAUGGUCACCUGGACUGGCCCUGGAUUCGCCAGAGUCAAGGAUGGUGCUGGCCUGGUAUUCAAAAUUGACAACAUCCCUUUUGCAAUGGAGUACGACAUCAUGAUCCGAUACGAGCCAGAGUCCACAGAGGACUGGGAGGCAGUUGUCAGAAUCACAUCCUUGCUGCUUCCCAGCAGCCCGCGCUGCGGGAAUGUGCUUCCCACCGAGCAGAUGUACACCGUAAUCCUCCCGCACCAGAGACGGUAUGUGGAGAUGCCCAGGCCGUUCUGCUUCGAACCCAAGAACCACUACGUCGUAUCCAUCCGCUUCCAGCGGCACCGAGCGUCUCACAGAUACCUAACUGCUUACAUUCUCGUAGAUUCACUGGUUCUCAUCCCCAAGUACACGGAGCUGCCCGGUUUCCAGGGCAACCACCCUGCCGCAAAGCACCGGCGCGAGGAGAUGGUGCACUACAUGUGUUUGGAGUCCUUCAGGGCGACGCCCGUGCCGUCCUUGGCCGAGAUGUGCACCAAGCUCAUUUGCAGCAUCUCAUCCAUCCUGCAUAACGGCGCCCUGAACUGUGAUUGUGACCCCCAGGGGUCGCUCGGUGCAGAGUGUCAGCGGAUUGGCGGUCAGUGUCCUUGUAAGCCCAACGUGAUGGGCCGACGCUGCGACCAGUGUGCGCCGGGAAGUUUCGGCUUUGGACCGCACGGCUGCAGCGCAUGUGACUGCCAUUCCCAGGGCUCUCUGAGUCUCCAGUGUGACCCCGUGACGGGUCAGUGUCCCUGCACCGCUGGGGCCAUGGGACGCCAGUGCGCCGACUGCGAACGCGGUCAGUGGGGAUUCCCAUCCUGCAGGCCGUGUCAGUGUAACGGACACGCAGAGACCUGUGACAGCCGGACAGGUGCCUGCCUCGGCUGCAGGGACCACACAGCAGGGCAUCUUUGCGACAGGUGCGAGGAUGGUUUUUUUGGGAACCCCGUGCUGGGUUCCGGCGAGCGCUGCCGUCCGUGCCCCUGCCCGGACAUCCCAGGGAGCGGUCAUUUUAACGGGGAAUCGUGCCAUGUCGACCACGCCUCCAGCCAGGUCAUGUGUCGGUGCAAACAGGGCUACGCAGGCCCUCGCUGUGACAGAUGUGCCGCGGGCUACUUUGGGGAUCUAGAAAGCUGGGGCGGAGAAUGCCGUCCCUGCCAGUGCAACGGCAACGCUGACGUCCAGGACCCCGAGUCGUGCGACCCGCGGACAGGCCGGUGCCUGAAGUGCCUUUACAACACGGACGGCCCGUCCUGCUCGGCGUGCAAGGAGGGUUACUACGGCAAUGCGCUGCUGCGUGACUGCCGCCGCUGCACGUGUGCGACAGCAGGCACCCGGCCGUCUCACUGCGAUGGGCGCGGCUGCCGCUGUGACAGGAUCACGGGGGCUUGCCUGUGCCGGGACAAUGUGGUGGGUCACAACUGCGACCAGUGUGCGUCCAACUACUGGAACUUCGGGACUGACGGAGGCUGCAAAGCGUGCGACUGCCAUCCGCAGCACUCUCGUAGGCCACGCUGCAACAUGUUUACUGGGCAGUGUCACUGCCGGCCUGGCUUCGGGGGACGGAACUGCUCGGAAUGUCAGCAGCUCCACUGGGGAGACCCUCAGGUCCGGUGCUACGAGUGUGGCUGUGACCCUCUGGGCUCUGAGACGCAGCAGUGCGAGCGGCUCACGGGGCAGUGUCUGUGCGUGGAGGGCGCCACAGGGCGCCGCUGUGACCAGUGUGCGCGCGGCUUCACGGGAGGCUUCCCCAAGUGCGUGCGCUGCCACCCCUGCUUCGACACGUGGGACGGUGCGGUGCGGCAGUUGCAGCAAGAUCUGGAACGCAUCGGUCGGAAGGUCCAAGACAUCCUGAAGACCGGCGUAGUCCCGGGCAUCACGGACGUCCGCAUUCUGGACCUGGAGAGGAAGUUGGGUGCAGUUCGGGAGCUGUUGAGAAGUGGGGACAGAGAGGGAUUAUUCAAUCUAAUCAGCCAGGCCCUGGAUGAACUGAGGGCGGAGAUCACUUUGAUCAACGGGCGGCUCAUGGUUCCUGCCGAAGAGCUCAACGGCACCAUGGUGAUGGAUGAGCAGCUACGCCGAAAUCUGACUCGGCUCGAAGAGGAGCUCCGGGACGUGAACGCUACGCUGGCCAAAAAGCGCCAUCAGCUGGAGAACCGCUUCAGUGCAGGGUUUGCAGACCAGUUUGACAAAGUGCGCAAGUACUACCAGGAGUUCCAGGGUGCCGAGCAGCAGUGCAAUGCCUCGGUGUAUGGCCCGGACAGCCCCGUGGAGCAUUCCCGGGUCACUCGCCGCAGGGUGGAGGACCUACUCGCUGAGCGACAGGAUAAAUUCCAGCGCACCGUGGCGGCACAGAAGAAAUCCUUGGCAGAGCUAGAGGAGAAAACCCAAAACAUGGACCAGAAAGUGCAGAAUUUGAGCAAUAAGGUGUGUGGUGGCUAUGGAAACCCCAAUGAUAACGGCAGUUGCCCAGACAGUCCCUGUGGAGGUGCCGGUUGUCACGACAACCAGGGACGGGGGCAAUGUGGAGGAGAGGGAUGCGGCGGGACCCUGAGCACAGCUCUCAAUGCACUGAAGCUGGCCAAGGACGUCACCAACAACAUCACCGCCGUUAGUGAUGAGCUACAGAUGGUUGCGAAGAAGCUCCAGGCGACUGAGAUUCUCACACAGGAUGUGAAGAUGCAGGCCAAAGGAACUCUAGAGAAAGCACAGAUGAAGAAGGAAUUCUUCGAAAAUUCGAAUAAGGAGCUCAAGGAUUUUAUCAAGAAGAUCAGAGACUUUUUAACAGAGGAGGGCGCGGACCCAGAGAGCAUUGAGAAGGUGGCCCAGCAGGUCUUGAACAUCUCCUUCCCCGUAAGCAGCAGCGAAAUGGCUAAGGUGGUGCAGGAAAUCAAGGACAGCAUUGCCAACCUGACCCACGUCGACGGCAUCUUCAAUGACACCGCAGUGCAGCUCCAGAGGGCCAAGGAGCUGCUCCGCAACGCGCAAGACGCCAAGACCCGUGCGAUGGCGGUGAAGGAUAUUAGUAACCAGACCAGGCUGGCCAUCAGCGACUCCGAGAAUGCCAUCGCUGCAGCUGAAAAGGCCCUGAAGAAAGCCCACGAGAGUCUGAACAGCACGCGUGCUGUCACUUCCGAGAUGGAAAACAAGCUCAGUGACAUGGAUAACAAACUGAUGGAGGCCAUGACCCAACUGGCCAACCUUUCAGAAGGGGUGGAGGCACUGCAGAACAAGACAGAACAGAACAGGGACAUGGCACUGGAGACCAAGGCUAUAGCUGACAAUGCCACCCAGGCUGCUGAUGGACUCAAGCAGGAGGUUGAAGAGGUCGACAAGAGAUACAAAGAGCUCCAAGACAAAAUAGGCGCAGUGAAUGGGGGUUCCGGAGGAAUGGACGGGGUGCAAAAGAGGAUAGAGGACAUAAAGAAGCAAGCAGAGGACCUCCUAAGUAAAGCAACCAAAGGCAUCGAAGAUCUGCAAAAUCUUGAAAAGAAAUUCAGAAUGAACGAGAAGAAGAUGCAAGGUCAGAUGGAUAAACUGUCAAGUCUAGAGGUGCAAGCCACUUCACUGCGGAACGACAUACGCGAGGCUGUCCAACGCUAUAGCAACUGCUAGCGAAGCAGGGAUUCCAGCCCCUCGGCUGCUUCAACACCCCCCGCGACAGAUGGCCAGUUCCCUUUCCGUUUGGUGUCAUUAACCUGAUGUUCACAGCAGAAUAUGCGGUACUUAUUUCACUUCUGGCUACCAUAAAAUAAUGAAACGAUAUAAAGAAGUACCUCAUAGCAUCUCUUGGGGCAUAUAUCUGUCCAUUUUUGGAAAUCAGAAGAAGCUUCAUUGCCAUUCCUACUUUAUAUACUUUUGAACCCUUUGAACAUGCGAAUUCAUAGAAUUCAUAGGUAGCGUGUGGAGGAAUUAAAAAAGGGUAAGUAUACAAUCUGCCCAGCCUGUGAGUGCGCAUUAUGGGCAUUUUUAUCGUUUCAGCACCAUUUGUGUAAAAGAAAGCAAACGCAAACCAUGUGGGAACACACUGCAUCUGUAUCUUCUCGCACUCAAUUCAAAUCUCAUGUCUGAUUCAAAAAAGAAAAAUACAUCUUGACUCAGGAGAAGCCAAAUCACUCCUUUUGAGUGAACAAAAUACUGUCCUCAACUGACUAAGCAAUUAUCAAGAGCAAAUACAGAUUUGGUAUUACUGAAAUGUUGUUUAAUAUUGUACUGUAUUUUUUAUUGUAUUAUUUACUGUGUGUUCUGGUGUCAGUUGUGAUGUUGCGCUCCUCGAGUCGGGCGAAGUGUUAAUGUUGUUUCACCACAAGGGGGAGCCAGUAGGUGUUUUCUUGGCCGAGUUCGGACCACUGCGGCUCAGAACAGUACAGAACAUGACAGCAAUACGUG
Molecule: messenger RNA, 6336 nt
Organism: Scleropages formosus (Asian bonytongue)
Lineage: Eukaryota; Metazoa; Chordata; Actinopteri; Osteoglossiformes; Osteoglossidae
Gene: lamb2l
Product: laminin, beta 2-like
Exons: 34
Coding region: 43-5562 (1839 amino acids)
Biological process (GO): tissue development; animal organ morphogenesis
Source: RefSeq, a predicted model, not a curated record